Molecule: messenger RNA, 1596 nt
Organism: Cannabis sativa
Lineage: Eukaryota; Viridiplantae; Streptophyta; Magnoliopsida; Rosales; Cannabaceae
Product: phosphoenolpyruvate/phosphate translocator 2, chloroplastic
Exons: 9
Coding region: 168-1430 (420 amino acids)
Biological process (GO): transmembrane transport
Cellular component (GO): Golgi apparatus; membrane
Molecular function (GO): antiporter activity
Source: RefSeq, a predicted model, not a curated record
AAUUAAAUCUCAAAUCAUUAUUAAGUAUUUAUUUCUUUAAAGAAAAGAUAAAACAACAACAAACCAAAACGUAGUCGUUUUAUAUAUAAAGUCUUUGUUCUCAUGCUACGUUAUAUUAAAAUUAUUAUCACUGGGUUCUUAAUUAAUUACCUAGCAAACAAAAUAAAAUGCAGAACACUCUACUUCUUUUCUCAACUUCAUCUUCCAUUCCAAAAUCUCCAUUUCUAAACCCUAACCCUAAAAUGUCUCUUCUUUCCCAUCAUCCCUCUCUCAUUCAGCUUCAUCAUUACUCACUUCGUCGAAUUUCAUGGGGAAGAGCUAAUUCGAAACCAUUUCUUCCACCUCCUCUUUCUUUUUCUUCUUCUUCUUCUUCGAGUUUCAAAGCUGAAAUCUCUGCUUCGAUCCUCAGUCGAAGAGGAAAAGAAAACGAUUUCAUAGUUAGGGCGACACCCACAUCAAUGCCGGAGAGUAGUGAAGAGAGCGCGAUUGAGCAAGAGUUGGGUCGGACAUUGCAGCUUGUAUCCAUGUUUGGAAUUUGGUACCUUCUCAAUAUUUAUUUCAAUAUCUUCAACAAACAGGUUCUGAAAGUCUAUCCAUUUCCGGCGACUGUUACUGCUUUCCAAUUUGGUUGCGGAACUCUCAUCAUUCUCUUCAUGUGGGGUUUCAAGCUUUAUAACAGACCAAAUAUUACUCCAUCUCAGUUUGCAGCAAUACUGCCCUUGGCUGUGGCGCACACAUUAGGCAACUUGUUGACCAAUGUUAGCCUUGGGAAAGUCUCUGUUUCAUUCACACACACUAUCAAAGCUAUGGAGCCCUUUUUCACCGUUCUCUUCUCUGCCCUCUAUUUUUCUGAGAUACCAAGUGUGUGGGUGGUUUCUUCUCUUGUACCAAUUGUAGGUGGAGUGGCAUUGGCUUCCUUCACGGAAGCUUCUUUUAAUUGGAUUGGAUUCUGUAGUGCAAUGGCUUCCAAUGUUACUAAUCAAUCACGUAAUGUUUUCAGCAAGAAGUUGAUGGUUCAAGAAGAGGAAACUUUGGACAAUAUCAAUCUGUUCUCAGUGAUAACCAUCAUUUCAUUUUUGAUGUUAACACCCUCGGCCAUUCUUAUUGAAGGAGUGAAAUUUAGUCCUUCAUAUCUGCAAUCAGCUGCAAAUCAAGGAUUGAACAUUAAAGAGCUAUGCUUGAGAUUACUUCUAUCGGGUAUCUGCUUUCAUUCUUACCAGCAGGUGUCAUAUAUGAUUCUACAAAUGGUAUCGCCUGUAACUCAUGCAGUAGGAAACUGUGUAAAGCGUGUGGUGCUCAUAGUAUCCUCAGUCAUCUUCUUUCAAACACCUAUUUCACCUGUUAACUCUCUUGGAACUGCUGUGGCUCUUGCUGGAGUCUUCUUAUACUCGAGAGCAAAACGAAUUAAGCCAAACUCAAAAGUUGUAUAAGCUAUUAUGACUAAAUUAUAUAUAAAAGAAAAGUUGAAAAAAAAAAACUAUAGCUUCACUUUCCCACCGAUCGAUAUUUUGUAAAGAAAUGUUUUUGUUCUCAAAUCUUUAUGUCUUUAAUUGGUUUUUGUUUUAGUUGAAAAGGAGAAAUGUUAAUUAAUUAAAA